UUUUGUACUUUGAGUUGGAAAAAUGUUAAAAGCCGAUAUAAGUGGGAGCAUACGACUAGCCCUUUAACCAGUCUCGCACAUAAGAUGAUUUUGAAAACACUCUGCAAAUCUAAUAUCAAUUGACCUUUUUUGUAAUAUAUUACUCGUCCCAGUACUUUGGGGUUCAUUUACAUUUUUUUUAAAUUUCUCCAACUUUUACGAACAUAUCAUCGUUUUUUUUUUACCGCAAAACAUUUGUUUGUGUUGUUCCUCAAGAGUCUUGAGCAUAAUUUGUCUAUCAAUGGUUCAACUUAAAAGUUAUGUCAGAUACUUUCCAGGUACCAACAUUAAUUUCGAUUCCCGCCGGAAAUAUUGCAAAACUGUGUACCUAUCUUUCACUUAAUCUAUAGUAAAAUAUACGAAUAAUUAUAGUGUCAAAAAACGAUUUUCUGUGCCUGGUGAAGAGUAGAAAGUCAGCCUAAACAAAUUACCACAAUAUGACCACGUGUUUUAGGAACGGCCCCUUUGGCAGGAACCGCAUGCCUACUCACGAUAGUUUGUUUCUUCUAUUUCCUGCCCGUGAUCACAUGCAAAGUGAGUGUAACUAGAAAUGGGGGGAUAAAACGAACGAACGUUUUUUAGGUCAUCAACGGAGUGCGCCCAUUUACUCCAAACCUAACCUAGAAACACGUGUACAUUGUUAUCCUAGCCGUUAUCGUUGCGAAACGCAUUAGCGCAUUCUUUCCGGUAGUUUGAUGUGCUCGGUAUAUGUACAUAUCAAAGCAAUCGAUGCUUCAAAGCAAAUAAUUUUCCUCCCGUAAUCGAAAUCUGUCACACGUUGCAAAAAUCUUUCCCCUGGUUUUGUGUAGGGUGCUUUCGAAAUUACUUGUUUCGGAAUUUUCUCCCCCAACCUGGCAAUUCUGCUACUAGAACUUCGAUAGCUCAUUCUAUUUCCUAACUGCACCCAAGUUACCUAUUUGAAAUGGAAAACUGCGAAGUCGGCUACGAAUUGCCAUCCCAAGACUGCUGUUUGGAAACUACGCCAGAACAGUGCUGCGAGGAUCUUGUACAGUCCACCUGCGAGGGGGUGACUGGUGACAAUGGCGUUCCGUGUGACGUUAUCGCGUCACCCGCAGCCGAUUGCAUUCCCUGUGUAGGCAGCGUUUCGGAACCAGCCAUGACGGAGUGCUGUGGCGGUAACCAUGACCUGCCGAGGCAACGGUCACAGGGUAAUGUUCCGCAACAGCAGUGCUACGGCUGUAGCUGUGGCAGGCCCGACUGUGCACCAACGAAAAAAGUGCGCUACGUUCAACCAUCGAGAAGGCAGCCUUGCAAACCGGUCCCAUGCUACAAACCACCGGAAGUGGAAUUUCAAGGUGAUUCCGUAUAUAAGACGUCGUACAACGCGGACCCGGCUACAAUUGUUGGCAAUGCGCGCCCUCUACCAAUACCGCCAAGAAACAAUCUCUCCAUGGCACCGGGUUGCCUGGAGAAGAAUACCACCACCUCGCUGUCAUAUCCUUGCUAUAACAACGUAGAACGUCAGAAGCCGAUCCUGCCCAUCGGGAACCAGUUGCUCGGGUCGGGACCCAUUCAAGAAAUUACCACAUCACGCCACGACUACGUACCGAAGAGCACGCCGAAACGAUUCAAAAUUGUACCCGAAGGUCAUAUCCGUAGUGUGAGCGCCCCAUUCGAAAAACAAACCGUCAACAAGCUCUCGUACAACUGUCCAAAUAUGGCACACUUUACCCCGGCGAGAUCGUGCAAACCAAUUAGACACUAUUCUAGAUCUGAAAUUCCAAUGGAGUCAGAAACCACAAGCAAACUCAGCUAUCCGCCGUUGUGUCCAGCUCCCAAGGAAGAUCUCCCGUGGGCACGUCGUGCUGCAUACCAGGCCCCAGAGAUAGCGAUGGCAAACGACACAACCUAUAAGAAAAGCUUCAUUCCCAGCUGUGCUACGGAGCGGGCAAAGAUGAUCACUCCCUUCAAUAACCUACAUGUACCUGCUGAUUCAGGUUUUGAAUCAAAGACAGUCUACAAGGAAAGUUAUCACAGUGCCUGUGGUGAGCGUCCGCCUGCCAUCAGACCCGUGGAACAGCUACGAAUUCCGACUCAAAAGCUCCAAGAUGACACCGUUUACAAGCUCUCCUUUCCCAUGUACUGCAAUACGGAACGGCCUGCGCCGAUUGUUCCGAAACCCGCACCGCUCAUAGGCGAUGGACCCAUACAGGAGAUAACAACAACUCGACACGAUUAUGUUUGCAAAAGUGGAACCAAACGUGAUCCCAUAAUGCCGCAAAACUUGCUCUAUAUUCCAACUGGCAAGCUAGAAAGUGAAACUGUGAACCGAUUAUCCUACCCAUCUAACAAAGAGAACAUGAUUCCAACAAAAUCAUGCAAACCGAUCAUCUCAUAUAAGCGACCCGAGCAACCAAUGGAAAGCGAGACAACACAGAAGACGAGUUACAUGCCAGUGUGUCCACCGCCAAAGGAACACUAUCCAUGGGCUCAACGAGCACGGUAUCAGCCGCCACCACUGCCAAUGGAAUCGGAAACGACCGCCAAACUUAGUUAUCCUCCGCCCGGAUAUUAUCUGGAGGAAAGUUGCGAUGCUAAUGCACCGGCCGGUCCGUGCUGUCAGUCAUGUGAACCCGCCAUGACCAACUGCUGUGCAAACCUGAUGCCGGACAGCGGCUGCUUCCCCAGGGCGGCCAUUGUAAGCUGAGAAGCAUGCUUGUAGGAAAGAAAAGCACAAUACUCCCCAAUACGUAGUACUAGAAUGAAAAGCAGAAAAUCCAAAUUUUGUAUUAUAGAAGGAUGAUUUCUUCGAGUAGACUACUUGUAUUUAUUGAAAAUUUACCCUUGAAGUACGUAUAUUUAAUGUUAUCGGAUAACAAAAUCAUGAACAAGAUGCCUUGCUAUGUGUUCCCAAA
This is a messenger RNA of Wyeomyia smithii (pitcher-plant mosquito), 2915 nucleotides long. Its product is annotated as stabilizer of axonemal microtubules 1. Gene Ontology annotation, biological process: microtubule anchoring. Bases 962 to 2707 code for a protein of 581 amino acids. NCBI's taxonomy places the organism in Eukaryota, Metazoa, Arthropoda, Insecta, Diptera, Culicidae. The record is from RefSeq and is a predicted model, not a curated record. Gene Ontology annotation, cellular component: ciliary basal body; sperm flagellum; axonemal microtubule. The transcript is spliced from 7 exons. Gene Ontology annotation, molecular function: microtubule binding.